AUGCCUACAGGUGACGUUAAGCUGAAGUGAAAUGAACUGAUAAAAAUAAGAAUACCAACGUAAAUUUCAAUCUUAAGAAGGGCACUUUCAGUGUCUUUAUCUAUUUAAAUGACUGUGGCAUGGAAUUACAUAAUUGUUCUGAAUUCGUCAAACAUAUUUUAAGGUCCACAAUGCAGUAUGACACCAUAGUGAUAGGGUUGGGGUCUGCUGGAGUGACGGCAGCGUCGACUCUCGCUAGAGCAGGGAAAAAAGUCCUGGGCUUGGAGGCUCAGGAUCGUAUCGGCGGUCGUGUCAACACGGUGCCUUUCGGUGAUGGCGUUGUCGAGCUCGGUGCGGAAUGGAUCCACGGUCAGUACCCCAGCAGGGUGUACGACACCGCAAUCCAGAACAAUAUCACCGUGCUCUCUCAGAACCUAGACGUGGACGUGUAUCGGUCUGACGGGACCAGAGGCGAUCACGAGCUGGUGAACGAACUGAUAACGUAUUGCUUGUCUUUGGUCGAUGACACCAACACUCAAGAGGAUUCUUUGGGCGCUUAUAUCACUCGGAAGUGAGUAUUUAGGGGAUUUGAAACCUAUUUCUUGAAAUCCAUCCAUCCAUUACAGCCUAUUAAAGUCCACUGUUGAACAACUUUGCUAUAGUUGUCAUGCUUGGCAAGCGAGUUGGCAACCGCAGUUUGUUGUAAUUAUUUUGAGUUUUUAUCAGGAAUAUGCUGCCGUUCAUCACUUGUUUCAAUUUCCCUCUGUCGCCUCAAACGACACGCACGGGACGAUAUGGGGUAGUGGGUAUUCUUACACCGCCACUACACGGUACGGUUUCUUGUCACCUUAGCAUUAAGUUAAGCUUAAAGUUUCAUCAAGUUUAAAGUUACAAAUUGUUGUCCUGCAAACCGAAUUUCGGUUACGGAGGCUGGUCUCAACGGAGACAAGCAUGGGCUUCCCGAGAAAUUGUGCAAUUGGAUCACCAGUUUCUUUGCAGAUCGGAGCAUCAAGGUCGUUGUAGACGGUGCAUGUUCUGACUACAAGCCUAUUAACGCUGGUGUUCCACAAGGCUGUGUGCUAUCACCAACGCUGUUUCUUCUGCAUAUCAAUGAUAUGUUGCUAACUGGUAACAUUCAUUGCUAUGCGGAUGAAAGCACUGGUGAUGCUCUAUACACCGGCCGUGCCAAUAUUUCUCGGAAAAACGUCACCGAGUACCGGAACAAACUUGUGUCUGAAGUCGAGUCUUUGCUGGAAAAAGUCUCGGAUUGGGGGCGACUAAAUCUAGUCCAGUUUAAUCCUCAGAAGACACAAGUUUGCGCGUUUACCGCUAAAAAGAACCCCUUUGUCGUAUCUCCUCAGUUUCAAGGCACUCCCCUUCUUGCCUCAGCCAGUAUCGGUAUCCUCGAAGUCGACAUAUCGAGUGACGUGCAGUUUCGUGGGCACUUGCAAGAGAAGGCCAAAUUGGCCUCUAAAAAGCUUGGCGUGCUCAGCAGAGCGGGCCGGCACACCGCCUGCAACUUAACAAGGCGCAGGUUCGGCCUCACAUGGAAUACUGUUCCCAUCUCUGGGCAGGGGCUCCCCAGUGCCAGCUCCUUCCACUUGACCGCAUCCAGCGCAGAGCGGCUCGAAUCGUCGACGACCGAGCCCUUUCCGAUCGGCUCGAUUCAUUGGCACUGCGAAGAGAUGUUGCAUCCCUUUGCAUUUUCUUUCGCAUCUACCAUGGGGAGUGCUCUGAGGAAUUGUUCGGAUUAAUCCCAGCCGCCAAAUUUCACGAACGUACAUCGCGGCAGAACUCCCGAUACCAUCCACACCAUCUGGAUGAUUGGCGGUCCACCACUGUGCGAUUUAGAAGAUGUUUUCUUCCUCGCACGACUUCCUUGUGGAAUCGAUUACCAUUAGCGAUUUUUCCGAACCGAUACGACUUAGGGACCUUCAAGAAAUGAGCGUACUCCUCUUUAAAAGGCCGGCAACGGAUCUGCAAUUCCCUCCCUGGUGUUGCAGUUGUUCAUGGGCGGCGGUAGUCACUUACCACCAGGUGAGCCGCAUGCUCGUUUGCCCCCUCUCCUAUAAAAAAAAAAGCAUCCUGUGUUGGACAAGGUUGUAGUGCACGAGUGUGUGUGCAAGCACAAGUGCACUAACUGUUUCCUCACUCUCAGUCAUUAUUCAUAAGGGCGACAAGCGAGCACACAGUCUACCUGAUGGUAAGUGGAUACUGUGGCCCAUAGAUAUACACAUCUAUCCUCGAAAAUGAAAAUGUAGAUGCGUUGUCAGCCCUGAUAACUAAGAUGGAAUGCCUCAUUACUAUUGAAAAAGGUUUCCGGUUCUCUACACUCACUAUACGAAAAACAGCAGCAUUAAGCUGCUAUUUCACGCUCCAUCUUUAGAGUCGACCCAUUCGUGCUACAACCAUAAUACAGCUCCACCUCAUAAAAGUAUUUAGUUUCAAAACCGGUAUACUAAACCACAAAAUAUUUACCUACCCCC
This is a messenger RNA of Parnassius mnemosyne (clouded apollo), 2465 nucleotides long. Lineage: Eukaryota; Metazoa; Arthropoda; Insecta; Lepidoptera; Papilionidae. The record is from the annotation of a GenBank genome assembly.